Molecule: messenger RNA, 1656 nt
Organism: Symbiodinium sp. CCMP2456
Lineage: Eukaryota; Dinophyceae; Suessiales; Symbiodiniaceae
Source: the annotation of a GenBank genome assembly
AUGUUUCACAACAAGCAGCGAGGCAAGCCGGGGGCUAUCGCAUCCCCAUCUAAAAGGCUUCGCAACAGGGUGCACAACCUUUUCCUGUCUUCCAGCUUGAGUGCGAUCGAGGCUGCAGGUCUCGAGACUGAUGCUGCAGAAUGCGGCCUCACCGGCUUCAAGAAGGCUCCAGAAAAAUCGAGCAAGAAUGCUUCUCGAGACAUGUUACGACGAUGUCUCAAGAAAAGCCAGUGGCCACCCAUAUACACUGCAGAAAUUCGCAUAUGGGACGAGAAGCACGAGAUCACCCGAUACGCAGAUGUUGCCUUUAUGCUGCCGCAUGAAGUCUUGUAUGUUUUGUUUCAAAAAAACCCCGGUUACCCUUUCACUGACUUGGCAUGCUGUGCACAGUCUGUGCAAAACCACUGCCUGGAGACAUCCCGCAAACUCGGGGUUCAUGUCAUUCCUUUCUCGCUUUGGACAGAUGCCACGCCUUUCAACUGGGAUAGAUCUACGUCCCUCGAAGUCAUCCUGAUGAGUCUGCCUCAGCUUCCUGCCCCGCAUCACACUUGGAGGUUUCCGGUGACUGGUCUGCCGAAGAACAAUAUAUCCAAGGGCGAGAGCUUCGAAGACAUAUGGGAUCUCAUGGCUUGGUCCAGCCAGCAGCUUCUGUUGGGAAUCAUGCCUAGGCAACGGCACGACGGCCAACCUUUCAAAGAACCGUGGCGAAACAAGCACGCCGGCAGAACGAUCGCACAUAGAUGCAUCCUUGCAGAACUCCGAGCCGAUUGGAAGUGCUUGGCUGAAGUUUUUGGCCUGCCGCAUUGGGGAGCCAAGACUGGCAUCUGCAUGAGAUGCAGUGCCUGUUUGAGCACUUACAAAGAUUGUUCUGAAAAUGCACCCUGGAUGCUGGAAAGAUAUGGGCAUUGGGAUUUCUUGCUAAGGCAGAAGAACGAGGCAAGGCUCAUCUCCUCCAUUUUCCGCAAUCCUUUCUUUACAACGACUUGCUUCAAGAUGGACUGGUUGCACGUCAUGGACUUGGGAUGUGCCCAAGAUUGCAUAGGGAACUUAUACUGGCAUGUGCUUCCUAAACUAGGAAACAACCAGAAAGUGCAGGUGGCCCAGCUUUAUCUGCAGAUGAAGAAAUUUUACAAGGACAAUGGCAUUCAGGAUUGCAUUGGCAAGCUCACCCUGGGGAUGAUUAAGAAACCCGACAAAAAGAAGCCGAAAAUGAACCUGAGAGCGGCGGAGACGAGAGCCAUGAUUCCGUUUGCAUGGAGAAUCGCAGACGAGAAGCUGGAUCGGGAUGAUGUGUUCGAGUCGGCCAUACGCUGGGCGAUCAAGUAUCUCGUGGAAUGCUACGAUUGCUUGUCAGCUUUGAAGUGGGAACCAUCUUACUUCCGAAAAUGUUGUUUUGCUUUCCUACGUCAGUACUCUUCCUUGGAAGCAAUGGCCGAGGAAGGCAAAUGGGUCAUGAAACCCAAGUUUCACAUGCUUGCAGAAAUCGCCUUGGCAGGCGACAAACCGUCUGACAACUGGGUGUAUAGGGAUGAGGAGGCAGGUGGAACCAUGGCACGGGUUGCACAUGCCAAAGGCGGCCCUGUCAACCAGUGGUCAAUUGCUACUCGGGUGCUGAACAAAUUCAGUGCUGAGUUCUCAGUGCCACACUUCGACUGA